AUGCCGAUGCUAAACAAUUUAUCUUCUUUACCGAAUCUUUUUUCAUUAACAAUCGAAACAUACAGUGUUAAAGAACAAAUUAAUGAUAUCUAUCGAUUGAUAUUUAUCUUACCUAAAUUGAAAUAUUAUCGAAUUUCUUCUUUUAAUUAUUAUCGAUCAAUUAUACUUCCAAUAGCUAUAAAUAAUCAAUUCAGUCCUAUUGAACAUCUUGUUAUUAAUCAUUAUUGUUCUUUGAACGAACUUCAAUCUUUAAUUUCUUAUACACCACAACUUCGUCGUUUAACUCUUCAUAAAACAGAAACAAAUGAUUUAAAUGUGACGAUAUUAUCAUCAACAAUUACAUUAGCUAAUCUACAAUCGAUUUCUUUGGAUUUAUGCCAAACAACAUUUAAUGAACUGGAAUUAUUCAUUACAAAAAUAUUUUCAAAUUUAAAAAGUUUAUCUAUUAUUGGAUCACGAGAUAUCACUUUUCUUAAUGCUUAUCGAUGGAAAAAAUUAAUUUUAAAUCAUUUUUCUCAAUUAGAAAAAUUCUAUUUAACCUACUAUGAUGGUAUUAAUAAU
Rotaria sp. Silwood1 is the source of this 561-nucleotide messenger RNA. The record is from the annotation of a GenBank genome assembly. Lineage: Eukaryota; Metazoa; Rotifera; Eurotatoria; Philodinida; Philodinidae.